Molecule: messenger RNA, 1702 nt
Organism: Pteronotus mesoamericanus
Lineage: Eukaryota; Metazoa; Chordata; Mammalia; Chiroptera; Mormoopidae
Gene: TDO2
Product: tryptophan 2,3-dioxygenase
Exons: 12
Coding region: 71-1291 (406 amino acids)
Molecular function (GO): metal ion binding; heme binding; L-tryptophan 2,3-dioxygenase activity
Source: RefSeq, a predicted model, not a curated record
AACAUCUGGGAAGGUCAGUGAUAUCACCCCUCUAGAGCCAAACCUCAGUGCUUCUCAGCGUGUUUUCAUCAUGAGUGGUUGUCCGUUUUUAGGAAAUGCCUUUAGGCAUCCUUCUGAAAAACUAUCUUUAGAAGACAGUGAAGAAGACAAAUCACAAGCUGGUAUAAAUAGAGCCAGCAAAGGAGGACUUAUCUAUGGGAACUAUCUGCAUUUGGAAAAAAUUUUGAAGGCACAGGAGCUUCAAAGUGAAAUAAAAGGAAAUAAAAUCCAUGAUGAACACCUUUUCAUCAUAACUCAUCAAGCUUAUGAACUCUGGUUUAAGCAAAUCCUCUGGGAAUUAGAUUCUGUUCGUGAGAUCUUUCAGAAUGGUCAUGUCAGGGAUGAAAGAAAUAUGCUUAAGGUUGUUACGCGAAUGCAUCGAGUGGUGGUAAUCCUUAAACUACUGGUACAGCAGUUUUCUGUUCUGGAAACGAUGACAGCCUUGGACUUCAAUGAUUUCAGAGAGUACUUAUCUCCAGCAUCUGGCUUUCAGAGUUUACAGUUCCGACUACUAGAAAACAAGAUAGGUGUGCUUCAGAGUUCAAGAGUACCUUACAACAGAAGACAUUAUCGUGAUAACUUCAAAGGAGAAGAAAAUGAACUGCUACUUCAGUCAGAGCAGGAAAAAACACUUCUGCAACUAGUGGAGGCAUGGCUGGAAAGAACACCAGGUUUAGAGCCACAAGGAUUUAACUUCUGGGGAAAGUUGGAAAAAAAUAUUGUUAAAGGUCUGGAAGAAGAAUUCACAAUUAUUCAGGCUAAAGAAGAGUCAGAGGAAAAAGAGGAACAAAUGGCUGAAUUUCAGAAACAAAAAGAGGUGUUACUCUCCUUAUUUGAUGAGAAACGUCAUGAGCAUCUCCUUAGUAAAGGUGAAAGACGGCUGUCAUACAGAGCACUUCAAGGGGCCUUGAUGAUCUAUUUUUACAGGGAGGAGCCAAGAUUCCAGGUCCCUUUCCAGUUGCUGACUUCCCUAAUGGACAUGGACACGCUUUUAACCAAAUGGAGAUAUAACCACGUGUGCUUGGUACACAGGAUGCUGGGCAGCAAAGCUGGUACUGGUGGGUCCUCAGGCUACCACUACCUGCGUUCAACAGUAAGUGACAGGUACAAGGUAUUUGUGGACUUAUUUAAUCUAUCAACAUAUCUGGUUCCCCGAUACUGGAUACCGAAGUUGAACCCAGUUAUUCAUAAAUUCCUUUACACGGCUGAAUAUUCUGACAGCUCUUACUUCAGCAGUGAAGAAUCAGAUUAAAAUGACCUGCAAAAAUCUAUGAAGGACAUAGAUUUUUUUCCUUCAUAAUGAUCUGCAAAAAUCUAUAAUUUCUGCCUUUUUUUUCUAUGAAUUUUCACAAACACAGAGUCCUAAUAUGUGUAUACACAUAUUUAAGCACUGUGGUGCUCUCAUUCAAUCCCAGAAAUAAUUUUACCACAUUUACUGUGAUAAGGUGAAGCCCUUUUGUGAUGAUACAAGGCAUUAAUAAAUUAAAUCAGUUACAUUCUCACAUUGUACAUAUGGUAUUUUCCUAUUAAAAAUCUAAUGUCCCUUGAUACUUUGAUGUAACCAUUUAUCCUACUAUCUCAUUGUUUCAUAUUUUAUAAGCUUGUAAACUUCAACAAUUUCAAAUAUUUUAUGCAAUAAAAUGUGUCAUUCUAUAUAAAGUUA